GCUUAAGAUGGCAGCGGAGUCAGGGGAACUGAUCGGGGCAUGCGAGUUCAUGAAAGAUCGGUUAUAUUUUGCUACUCUAAGGAAUAGACCAAAAAGCACAGUACAUACCCACUAUUUCUCCAUCGAUGAGGAGCUGGUGUAUGAAAAUUUCUAUGCAGAUUUUGGACCUCUGAACUUGGCAAUGAUGUACAGAUACUGCUGUAAACUAAACAAGAAACUAAAAUCAUACAGUUUAUCAAGAAAGAAAAUUGUGCAUUAUACCUGUUUUGACCAACGGAAAAGAGCAAACGCAGCAUUUUUGAUAGGUGCUUAUGCUGUAAUCUAUUUAAAGAAGACACCCGAAGAAGCCUACAGAGCGCUCCUCUCUGGCUCAAACCCCCCUUAUCUUCCAUUCAGGGAUGCUUCAUUUGGAAAUUGCACUUACAAUCUCACCAUCCUCGACUGUUUACAAGGAAUCAGAAAGGGAUUACAACAUGGAUUUUUUGACUUUGAGACCUUUGAUGUGGAUGAAUAUGAACAUUAUGAGCGAGUUGAAAAUGGUGACUUCAACUGGAUUGUUCCAGGAAAAUUUUUAGCAUUUAGUGGACCACAUCCUAAAAGCAAAAUUGAAAAUGGUUACCCUCUCCACGCCCCCGAAGCCUACUUUCCUUAUUUCAAAAAGCAUAAUGUGACUGCGAUCGUGAGACUGAACAAAAAGAUUUAUGAGGCGAAGCGCUUCACAGACGCUGGCUUUGAGCACUAUGACCUCUUCUUCAUAGAUGGCAGCACCCCCAGCGACAACAUCGUCCGGAGGUUCCUGAAUAUCUGCGAGAACACCGAAGGGGCAAUUGCGGUUCACUGCAAAGCUGGUCUUGGAAGAACAGGAACGUUGAUAGCCUGUUAUGUAAUGAAGCACUACAGGUUUACACACGCUGAAAUCAUUGCUUGGAUCAGGAUUUGCCGGCCAGGCUCCAUCAUCGGACCCCAGCAGCACUUUCUGGAAGAAAAACAGGCAUCGUUGUGGGUCCAAGGUGACAUUUUCCGAUCCAAACUUAAAAACAGACCAUUCAGUGAAGGAAGCAUUAAUAAGAUUCUUUCUAGCUUGGAUGAUAUGUCUAUUGGAGGAGAUGUAUCUAAAAUCCAAAACAUGGAAAGGUUUGGAGAGAAUAAUUUAGAAGAGGAUGACGAUGUGGAAAUGAAAAAUAAUAUUACCCAGGGAGACAAACUACGUGCCUUAAAAAGCCAGAGACAGCCUCGCUCCUCACCAUCCUGUGCAUUUAGGUCAGAUGAUAUGAAAGGACACCCAAGAGCAGUGUUCCAGCCUUUCAGAUCAAGUUCUUCCCCACAAGGACCUGUGUCUACUUUGAAGACUGCAAAAGUGGCUUUGUCCCCUUCGGCGACAGCCAAGAGGAUAAACAGAGGUUCAUUGUCUUCAGGAACCGGAGUAAGAAGCUUUUCCAUAAACUCCCGGCUAGCCAGUUCUCUGGGGAACCUGAAUGCUGCAACAGAUGAUCCCGAGAAUAAGAUGUCCUCACCCUGCAAGACAACUUUUACAGCCAACCCAUUCACCAACCUCUUGAAUGGCAGCUCUCAGCCACCGGCCAGGAACUACCCUGAACUCAACAACAAUCAGUACAACCGGAGCAGCAACAGUUGCAGCGGGGGCAACCUGAACAGCCAGCCUGGUCCCCACGGAGCCAAGACUGAGCACGUCUCUGUCAUCCGGCCCUCAUACACUGGGCUUUCUUCCUCUUCAGCAAGAUUCCUGAGCCGGUCCAUCCCUUCCCUUCAGUCUGAAUAUGUUCAUUACUAAGGCCUUGCCACUCCGGUGAACGCUGUUUCAUUCUCAGACAUCUGGAUGCACACUGUGGAGGAAAGCACCUGCUUGCUGGAGGGAUAUCUGCCUUCUUACCUUAAAUUAGAGAGAGCACUAAAAGAACACUUUGAAGAGACUUGAAACCAGAAAACUGGUUAAUGACUACUAUAAGUGCACUGAAACUACGUUUAUGGAGAUUUCAACACUUUUAAAGACAAUUUUAAUGUUAAAUUUGGUAUUUUGAAAGGUUAUUUUUAGUGUAUUUCAGUAAUAUAUUUGUUAUUGCAUUUACAUGGACAGUGUUACAUUAUGUAUGUACGGUGAACUUUUAAAGACUAUUUUGAUAAAUUUAUAAAUAAUAUAAAAUGAUGUAAAAACUAGACUAUAUUUUGAUUUAGGCUUUCCUGCUGUUUGCUACCAAAAAUUUGUAUUUUAAAUAUGUUUAGUUUUAGUAUGGUUUUGUCUACAAUGAAUAAAUAAUUCCUCCUUAUUUAAAAAAGGGAGAAAGUUUUUUUUAAAAAAGUGAUUUUCCUGCUCCUGCUGUGAAUACAGCACAUCAGUGCAUUCUUUGGAGAACAUCUAACUUAAAGAGUUCAUCCAAGUUUCUAUUCACCACAAGUAGAAGAGGAUGCCUUUGACAUGGCAAAAUCCUUCCCUUUGCUUUUGUUCUUGAGCCAUUUAAACGAGCUUUGCAUCCUUGGAGGCAUAAAAAAUUUAGUAACCAGAUGCCGAUCAGAUUUCACUGGAUAUUUCUCCUGAGAGUGUUUUUUUCUCUGUGAAAUGAUGAAACAGUCCAAAUGUUUGUAUUUCUUUCCUCCUUUCAAAAAGCAUUUUUUAAAAAAACAUGCCUUAAACAAUUUAAUUUGCUUAUUUUUACUCUUGUACUUGUGCAAAGGAGAGUUGCAUCCUUUAAAAUCCAGGUCUAAAGUCUCCAAGGGCUCUAUCACUAAACGUACAAUAACAGUUUCAAUGACCAAAAAGCACUUCAGAAGACUUACUAGUUCAAUUUGAAUGUUCUGUUUUUGGUACGAAGUGGUUGUCAUCACUCGUUUUAACUCAAUGAAGAAAAAACUGGAAAACGUGCUGCUAAGUAGUUCUCUAAAUGAAGAAGUUACAGUAUUUUUGAACAUAUUACACUCCACCCCAAUACACAUGCUGGUUUAUCUGGAACCUAAUAGGAAGGUGAAAGGACCCCAUCAAGUGUACUCAUGCCCCUUGCAUGUAAGCAUAAUUUACAUCUGGGCUUCAUUUCUGUGAGGAAGAGUCAGGCAGCUUUAGUUCUUCUCUGCCAGGUUGCAUAAGAAUGAACUCCUCUGACACUGCAAAUGCUAGUUAAGUGGAUUCAUGUGAAGUGCAUGACUCCCCAACCAUUGAGCUAUUUAUAAUGUAUUUAUUCGGAAGGGUACCUUGAAACUAUUAUAUAUGCUUCAGCAAGACUUCUUGUUCAUGUUUCACAUUUUUAAAAAGGCAUUUGAAUGAAUGUUUGACUCAGGUUUGUUAACAUCACCUUUAAUAACUGCAGUACCAAAUAAUUACACUCAAAAUGGAAAAAAAAUGAAUAGAAUGUUUUAGGAAUCGAGGAUUAAAAUAAGUGGGAUUAAAUUGUGUAUCUUUUCUAAAGCAGAAAAGUAAAAUAUUUUAUUAUGUGUUAUUGUGAAAAGAUUAAUGAAUUGUAUAGAAAGAUGAUAGUAUUUUUUCAAAUUAUCAUUGCAAAGUAAUUCAGAUGACAUUUGAGAAGUAGGACAAAGGGAACCAUACUGAUGUUUUUAGUUCUAUGAACACUAAUUUGUGUGCAGCUAUUAAAUAA
Molecule: messenger RNA, 3602 nt
Organism: Fukomys damarensis (Damara mole-rat)
Lineage: Eukaryota; Metazoa; Chordata; Mammalia; Rodentia; Bathyergidae
Gene: Cdc14a
Product: cell division cycle 14A
Exons: 16
Coding region: 8-1792 (594 amino acids)
Biological process (GO): cilium assembly; protein dephosphorylation; positive regulation of cytokinesis
Cellular component (GO): spindle pole; centrosome; nucleolus
Molecular function (GO): protein tyrosine/serine/threonine phosphatase activity; protein serine/threonine phosphatase activity
Source: RefSeq, a predicted model, not a curated record